GGCGAAACUAGGAUGGCGGUCUGUGGGGACAUCCUUUCCYCCCCCCCCCCCCWCCCCUCUUUAAUAUUGGAAGGGUCCAGAGAAAAGAUCAGCAACUAGGAUCGUGGUCCAUCGGGACCGUGGCAUGCUCUCAAACGCCCAAGGACGAACAGGCAAGGAAUACGACAAGGUUUGCUGGUGGAGGGAGGAGUAUCUGGUGGACGAGGAGGAACUUCAUUCUGGUGCUGAGUUGCUGAGAGAGAUCAAGAAGGACGGUUCGUCUUUUGUCCUGCGAUUCUCGAGAUUGGCUGCUGCUGUUGGGCCAGCAGAUAAGGUUCAAGGCUUACCCGCCCGCUCCUCCUGCCAGUUGGAUAUCGCGCUCAGCUAUCCGCAUGGCCUCACAUUCUCCAUAGCCGGCUUCUCCUUCAGCGGGGAUGUUCAUCUCGAUGGAGGAACGUACGCCUUGCAGUCAGCAACGUACUACUUCCGGGGAAGUCCUCUCUCGGCAGCUGUAGUGAAGAAGUUUGGUGGCCCUCUUUCUGGCCAUUACGUUACCAAGGAUGAUGCCACCAUGGAUGUUGAUGUACCUGUCUACAGCAGCUGCACCAGUAAUCGCAACUUGACAAUCAAGCUUGAGUGUGCAGCAAUCAAUGAUGGGCAACCAGAGCGAUUCGCAGCUAUUUCGGUGGAUAAGCUGGACGGGAAAGUAACUGUUAAGGCUCAUCUGAGCUGGAAGAGAUGCCAUGGCUAGAAGACCUUCAAGCUUAUCGCCUCCCUCCC
Messenger RNA from Chara braunii, 759 nucleotides. Lineage: Eukaryota; Viridiplantae; Streptophyta; Charophyceae; Charales; Characeae. The record is from the annotation of a GenBank genome assembly.